Molecule: messenger RNA, 408 nt
Organism: Morchella sextelata
Lineage: Eukaryota; Fungi; Ascomycota; Pezizomycetes; Pezizales; Morchellaceae
Exons: 2
Coding region: 1-408 (135 amino acids)
Molecular function (GO): protein binding
Source: RefSeq, a predicted model, not a curated record
AUGCCCCUCCUCUCCCUCCCGCUCGAAAUCCUCUACACAAUCGCCGACACCCUCCCUCCCCAGCCACUCCUCAACCUCCUCCUCUGCAGCCACGCCCUCACGCACCUCCUCCUCCCCCUGCACACCACCCUCCUCGCCACCCACGACAAAGACGGCAUCCCCGCGCUCUGCCGCGCCCUCAUCACCGGCACCCUCAACCCCACCCUCCUCACCCGCCUCCUCGCCCUCCCCACCCUCACCAUCAACACGCGCUACCCCGGCCUCGCAACCCACCGCUUCCCGCACCUCCCCACCCGCGACCCAACCCGGCGGCGGCACUGGUGGUGGACCCCCGGCGCCACAGCGCUAUACAUGGCUGUGCAGCUGCGCGACGAGCGCCUGGGUGGUGGUGGGGAGGGUGGGGGGUAG